Molecule: messenger RNA, 1435 nt
Organism: Hipposideros armiger (great roundleaf bat)
Lineage: Eukaryota; Metazoa; Chordata; Mammalia; Chiroptera; Hipposideridae
Gene: REM1
Product: RRAD and GEM like GTPase 1
Exons: 5
Coding region: 138-1085 (315 amino acids)
Biological process (GO): negative regulation of high voltage-gated calcium channel activity
Cellular component (GO): plasma membrane
Molecular function (GO): GTP binding; calcium channel regulator activity; GTPase activity
Source: RefSeq, a predicted model, not a curated record
GGGACCGGCCGGAGGGGCUGCGCGCCGAGGCGGUGGUACAGCCUGGAGCACCCCGCAGCUGCGGGCCGGGGACCCUGGACCCCUCCCCACGCCAAGAAAGAAGGAAGGAAGGAAGGAGCCAAGCCUCCCCCACGAGGAUGACACUGAACACCCAGCAAGAAGCAAAGACCUCCCUGCGACGGCGAGCCAGCACCCCACUGCCCCUGUCCCCCCGGGGCCACCAGCCUGGCCUGCGCACAGUGCCCUCCACUUCCACGCAAUCCCAGCAUCCCCGGCUGGGCCAGUCAGCCUCCCUCAACCCUCCCACCCGGCAACCUUCACCCGCCCCCAACGGUUGGUCCUCUGAAUCCAGCGACUCUGAAGGCUCCUGGGAGGCCCUCUACCGUGUGGUGCUGCUCGGAGAUCCUGGUGUAGGGAAGACCAGCCUGGCCAGCCUCUUUGCAGGGAAGCAGGAGCGGGACCUCCACGAACAGCUGGGAGCUCUUCCCUCGGUUGCAGAAGAUGUGUACGAGAGGACCCUCACCGUGGACGGAGAGGACACCACACUGGUGGUCAUGGACACCUGGGAGGCUGAGAAACUGGAUGGGCCUGGGGUCCCUCCUCUACAGGAUGAAAGCUGGAGCCAGGAAUCAUGCCUGCAGGUAGGCAGCGCCUACGUCAUCGUGUACUCCAUCGCAGACAGAGGCAGCUUCGAAAGCGCCUCUGAGCUCCGCAUUCAGCUGCGGCGCACACAUCAGGCAGACCACGUGCCCAUCAUCCUGGUCGGCAACAAGGCGGACCUAGCACGCUGCCGAGAAGUCUCCGUGGAAGAGGGCCGCGCCUGCGCUGUGGUGUUCGACUGUAAGUUCAUCGAGACGUCCGCCACGCUGCAGCACAACGUGGCCGAGCUCUUCGAGGGCGUGGUGCGCCAGCUGCGCUUGCGUCGCCCGGACAGCGCAGUCCGGGAGCCACCUGCCCCUGCCCGACGGCGGGCGAGUUUUGGCCAACGCGCUCGUCGCUUCCUGGCACGCCUGACAGCCCGCAGCGCCCGCCGCCAGGCACUCAAGGCCCGCUCCAAGUCCUGUCACAACCUGGCCGUGCUCUGAGGCCCUCUGCCCUCCCAGGGGUGGCAAGACACUGGGGUGCACUCUGAGCUCCACCGACGCCACCGAAGAGCAAAGGCGUAGUGACCUGGAGUGCUCAUCGUAGGCCUUGCAUGCCUGCUGCCCCGACUGCCAGAGCAUCUGCUGGAGCCACAACUUCAGGGACCCCCCUCCAUCCUAGGAAGCGAUGGACAAACUGUGGGGCCACAGCCCAGGCUGGACACAAAGUAGGGUUUGUUUGUUUUUUAACGCGAUGUGUGUCUAUUUGUAAAAAUUUUCCAUGUCUCUGGGCUCUAGCCAACCCUCAAAAAAAACCCCACAAUAAACCAGACCUGAAGGAUGUUUCAUCUAAA